UAUGAAUUUACAUAAUCUUAGUAGUAAUGAAAAAUUGUCUCUUAAUUACUACAAGGAAAAUAUUAAAGAUUUACUUAAAGCUCCAUCAGCCUUUUAUAGAUUGUCCACAAAAUUGGACUAUUUAAAAAUAUUAAAUACUGAUGACAAGCAUGAACUACAAAAGCAAUAUGAUGGUGGGCAAAAAAAUUUGGCAAUAUCUUCAAUUUUUGAAAGUUUGUUCCAGCUAAAUUUUUGUGAUAUUUGGGAAAUUUUUUUUGAUAUGGAUAAUCUGAAUUGUGAAAGAUUAGCAAAGUGUUUACAUAACAGAGAGAUAGCAUGGCAACAAUUGAUUUUUGAUACUAAAAUACAAAGACAAAAACAAUUUACAACAAUUCCAUUACUCCCUUUUACAAAAUUUGAAGUCAAAAUAUCAGAUAUUAUAACAUCUAUUGAAAUAUCUGAAGUACGUAAAGUUGAUAUAAUUGAUUGGGAAUUACAGAAAACAGAAUUUGAUUAUCAAAAUUUCUAUAAAAUAUUUUAUACAGAAUUCAAAAAGAUUUUAAUACAAGGAAAACCUGGAAUAGGUAAAAGUGUACAGGUUAAAUAUCUUCUUUACAAAUGGGCAAAUGAACAAUGGAAAGUCGAUUCUCAAAAAUUAUGUCUCUUCAUUAUUUUAAGAAAGGUUAAACAAGAUUCAAGCAUCUACCAAGAAAUAAUUGAACAAAAUUUCAAAAAUAUUCCCUACAUCAAUGAAAAUAUAGUGGAAUCAAUGUUUAUUGAAAAGAGAAAUGAUGUUGUCCUCUUUCUUGAUGGGGCUGAUGAGUUAUAUCAAGCAAAUCACCCUCUAUAUACUUUCUUAGAAGAUCCAAUAUGUAAUAUUCAAACUGUAAUAUGGUCUCGUAAAUGGAGAGCUAAGGAAUUAAAUUGUAAAUGUGAUAUAGUAUUUGAAUUAACAGGCUGGAAUCCUUUUCAAAUGACAUCAUUCUUUCGAAAAUGCUUCAAUGAGGAGGAUAUUGAAAAAUCUUUGGAAUUUCAAGAAAGUGUAGUACUUAAAAAUCAAAAAAUUAACAGCCUGUGCAAUAUUCCAUUAUUGGCUAUGAUAUUAUUUCAUGUAUGGAAGGAAAAAGAAGAAUCUUUUUAUGAUAAAUCUCUUUAUGAAAAUUAUCAAGAUAUAAUAAAUAUUGCACAAGCAAAACAUGGAUGCAUUGCAAUAAAUAAUGAUGCUGAAUUACAAACAUUUUACGAACUUUGUCUCAGAAAUCUAUCACAAAACAAAAUUCUUCUAGAUGACAAAAACCUAAUUGAACUUAUUGAGACAAAUUUUAAAUGUAUAUUGCAAAUUAUUCCUCUUCCAACCAACCAAGUUGAGUUACAAUUCUACCAUUUAUCCUUUCAAGAGUUUUUUGCAGCUAAAUUUCUAAUAACAAAAGUUCAAGAAGUAACAAAGAAAAAAAGAUUUUUCCUAUGUGAAUUUUUCUUUUCAUCCAAAAACAGUAUGAAUAGCCUAUUUGAAGGACUAACUAACGUAAAUCUUUUUAAUGUUAUGGAAUUUAUACAACAUUAUUCUUCAGAUGUUUUUCAGAAAAUUCUUAUACAUUUUAAAGUUGCAAAAAAUAUGUUUGACUUUAGCAACAAUUUAAUGAACUUUCUACAAAAUGGUUUAGAAACAGAUAAUGUAUUGGAAUUACAGAAUGAAACUUUAAGUGAUGAUAUCCUCAAGAUUAUCUUUAUUAAAUUUGGCAAAAAUUUAGAGAAGAUUAUACUGAUUGACACAUUUGUAAAUUUAAAAUUAAUGAUUGAUUGCUGUUGUAAAUAUUGUACUAAAUUGAGAUCUGUAACAGUAAAAGGUUCAGAAGUUACUUAUAAUAAUGAAAUAUUAACAGAAGAUCUAUUUUUGGAAAAUAUUUUCCAUUCACAAAUUAUAAAAUAUUUAGAAAGAAUAGAGAUUGGGAAUCAAUUUUUGGCUGUGAAAGAAAAUAGUUUUUUUGGGAAUUUAUUUGGAUAUUUUUGCAGAUUUACAAUUAUCUAUUCUUCUAAAUAUAUUACAGAAUUUAUCGAUGAAUCAUUCGACUCAAAAAACUAUUUUACAAACAUAAAAAUUAAAUUCUUUGAUGGUUUGACUCUAUUAAAAAGACUGGUUAUUGGAAAUAAAAAAUUUGGAGGAAUUGGUCAGAAACGUUUUUUAUCAAUGAUAGAAAAAAAGCUACAGAACAAACCAUUUAGAAAGUUUGAAUCAUAUAACUGUGAAAUUAUUAAUCUGGAUAUUAAUAUUUUGGAUAAAUAUCACACACUAAUUACAAAUCAAUAUUUUCAAACACCUAUUGGAGGAAAAAAACAUAAUGAAGAGUUUCCAAAUGGAUAUAUCUCUCUUAAAAUUGAAAGUAAAAGCCUUUUGACCAUUACUUAUUCAAAUCAGAAAAAAAGAAUAGUAUGGUAUUCUGUCAUAAAGAACCUGUUUUCAACGGUUAUCUUUAUUCAUCAAAUGGCUACUUAA
Dimorphilus gyrociliatus is the source of this 2473-nucleotide messenger RNA. NCBI's taxonomy places the organism in Eukaryota, Metazoa, Annelida, Polychaeta, Dinophilidae. The record is from the annotation of a GenBank genome assembly.